Messenger RNA from Gadus chalcogrammus (walleye pollock), 2178 nucleotides. RefSeq lists its product as uncharacterized. The coding region runs from base 114 to 1325 and encodes 403 amino acids. Lineage: Eukaryota; Metazoa; Chordata; Actinopteri; Gadiformes; Gadidae. The transcript has 2 exons. The record is from RefSeq and is a predicted model, not a curated record.
GGGGCGUAGUCUUUGCAGAGGCAUCCGUCAGCCAAUCAAAUCGCUUCCCGCUACAACAGCAAAGCCGGCGGGUUCUUUCCGCUUCUUCCUGCUUGUUGUGUUGUCAUUGCACGAUGGAUCCCGUUGUAGCAAGGAUGGUGUUGGUUCAGGUUGCUGGUGCUUUGGUCCACCGACGUGGAAAGCAAGUGCAUCGGCGUUGGUGGGUUCACCCCAUUCUCCGGACACGCAACCAGAGAGGGGAGUAUCACGCACUUGUGCAGGAGUUGCGUCUGGAUGCACUCCUUUUCCAUCAAUAUUUUCGGAUGCCUCCGGACUACUUCGACGAGUUGCUUGGCAAGGUCGGUCCUCUCAUUACCAUGGCAGACACACGGUUUCGUUCUGCAAUUGGCCCUGCCGAGCGACUCGCCAUUUGCCUACGGUAUCUUGCCACUGGCGAUUCCUUUCACACGAUUGGCUUCAGCUAUCGUGUGGGCACUUCGUCAGUGUGUAGGAUAGUGCGGGAGGUAGCCAGUGCCAUCUGGACUGCUUUGGUGGAGGAGGAGAUGUCUGUUCCCAAGAGGGCGGACUGGAGCACCAUGGCCGAGCAGUUUGAGUGGCGCUGGAACUUCCCCAACUGCAUCGGAGCGAUUGAUGGGAAGCAUGUUGUGAUACAAGCUCCAGGUAACUCUGGCUCCUUGUAUUACAAUUACAAGGGCACCUUCUCCCUGGUCCUCCUCGCCGUAGUGGACGCCGACUACCUCUUCCGGGUUGUGGAUGUUGGAGGCUACGGCAGGACGAGUGACAGCGGCUCCCUCCGUAACUCCGCGUUUGGGGAAGCUCUUCGCGAUGGCACCCUUGACCUCCCUCCGGCCCGCGUCAUCUCCGGCGCAGAGCAGCGGGGGCCACUUCCUCACGUGUUUGUGGGGGAUGAGGCGUUCCCACUCAUGACCAACCUGCUGCGGCCAUUCCCUGGACAACAUCACACUCAGGAGAAGCGAGUGUUCAACUACCGCCUCAGCCGGGCUCGGCUGGUAGUGGAAUGUGCCUUCGGGAUCUUGGCAUCUAGGUGGCGCAUGUACCGGCGCGUGAUUGGCACCAGUCCUGAGGUAGCUGAGGUGUGUGUGAGGGCCACCUGUGUGCUGCACAACUUUCUCGAGAGGAAGAAGCUGCAGGGGAGAAGACGCGGGGUGGAACCGAACAUCGAGCCAUCGACUGAUCCUGAAGCCCUGCGUGAUGCACCCAGGAUGGGCUCCAACAACGCCAGCAGACUGACCGUCCAGAUGCGGGAGGCCUACUGUGCGUUCUUCAACGAGGAGGGUGCAGUGCCAUGGCAGCCAAGAGCCUAGCAACACAAAGGCUCUUCAACCAAACAGCUCUUUUAAGAGCUACCCAUAUCUUAAGAAAAGAAGCAUAUUCCAACUACACCUGCACCUUCCUAUACCUGCGUAUACAUUGUACAUUUGCUCAAGGUUAAGUUUUAAAAGUAAAUGUAAUAAUGAUUUGGUUUUGUUUUUCACAGAUGACCCGAGCCAGCUUUCAAGAAUCCCUAUUGUCUUUAUGCAAGUGUACUGAAUAAUUAUUAAUGUGCUAAUAUUAAUAUAACAUAAUUCCACUUCCAAAUUAUAAUGUAUUAUAAAUGUAUUAUAAAAGGAACACAUCACAAUCAAAGUAAAUUUUUUUUUAAUUAAGAACACACAGAACAACAGAACAACAGAACGACAGAAACACCAUAAUUUAACACCAUAACAAACAUAACCUCACGCACUCAGUCACUCACUCACUCACUCACUCACUCACUCACUCACUCACUCACUCACUCACUCACUCACUCACUGUCAUUCUCCCUAACCUCCCCCUGUAGCGCCGCCAUAUCUGCCCUCGAGACGAUCUGGUACACCUCGUACCGCACUUGGGCUCUAGUCGCACUGGAGAGCCUUCUCAUGGCUGGGAGGAGGGACAUAAAGAAUGCCUCGUCCUCAGAGGGGGGCUGCGGCUGUGGCUGUGGCUGUGGCUGUGGCUGUGGCUGUGGCUGUGGUUGCGGCUGUGAGGCCAGUGUAGCCAGCGGCUCCAGGAAUGCCAGCAUGCCCUGCUCAAAGGAGGACAUCUCUGGCCUCCGCCGCUUUCUACCCCUGCCCUCUUCUGGGGGCUGCACGUGCCACUGGCUCCUACCCACAGGUCCACCCACAGGUCCACCGUCCG